Messenger RNA from Eurytemora carolleeae, 1243 nucleotides. RefSeq names its product ubiquitin carboxyl-terminal hydrolase 8. The record is from RefSeq and is a predicted model, not a curated record. Lineage: Eukaryota; Metazoa; Arthropoda; Copepoda; Calanoida; Temoridae. The coding region runs from base 50 to 1243 and encodes 397 amino acids. The transcript has 12 exons.
UAUAAUGUGAUUUUUUAUCAGAAUUAUUUCAGAAUUAUAAAAAUGUAAGAUGGAGGGUAAAUUGAAGUUUAAAAGCCUGGAGGAUCUCCAGAGCCAGGCGAAGACCGGUGAUAUCUCUAAGUUUAAGUUGAAGAAUCUGUGUGAGAGUAGCAGUAAGGUCUGGGUGAAAGCAAUGGCAGAGGACGUCAGAUUAGAUGAAGAGACUAGUUAUAUACUGUAUUGGAAGUAUGUACUGCUCUGCAAGUCUAUUUGUCAGCAAGCUGAUUACAAAUCUGACAUCAAAUAUUAUGAGGGAAUGUACAAUAUUAAGAAGAAUAUGAAGACUGCAGUUAAGAGAUUAGAGACUUUAUCCACCAGUUUGGAUCUAAAAUAUGAGAAACUAAGUAACGCUGAGACAAAACGACGAUUGACUGAUGAAAAUGAGGAGCUUGCAAAAACCAAGAUAACUGAUGAUAAAAGAAAAAAGAACAAGGAAAAUAUUGCAAAUGGCGAAUUAAAGUUGAAUAUCAUGAGCGUGAGGGAAUUGGACAGUUUGAUCAAACAAAAAUCAACUUCGUUUUUUAUUCUUGACACUCGUCCUGAACAGGACUAUCACAAGGGACACAUAAACCAUCCUAGUUCUCUUAGUGUUCCGCAAGAAAUUCUCAGUCGAGGAGUAACUGCGCACGCUAUCGGAAGAAAUAUUCGAAUACAGGAGCGCACCCAGUGGGAGCGCAGAGCAACGGUGGAUAAACUGAUUAUAUGUGAUUGGAACAGUAAGGAGUUUAUUCCUGGUUCUCCGGCCUUCACUCUUCUUACUGCACUCACAGAUUGGGACAGGGAGAAUACUUACAGGUGUGCUCCUGUAUUACUAGAGGGAGGAUAUGAAAAGUUUAGAUUAGCACACCCUUUACAAGUCACAGAUCCAACAUUCAAGAUGCCAGUUCUCCAAGAAGUUGACCGAAAUAAAAAUAUUCUCAGACUUGAAGAUAUCAUCUUCCCAGACCUAGACUCAUUGGACCAGGGCUUCAUCGAGACCCCCUCACCCAGCCCUAAAAUGGUUCCGAACUUUGAGCCUAAAUCCUCCCGAGUACAAUAUCCUAGCCUAGAUGGGUACACGCCAAGUACUGUGUACUCUAAUCCUAGUACAUCCACACCACUUAUUCCUGACCGACGGACGAAGCCGGCGCGGUCAAACGGACAAGACCUCGACGAAAGUUCAAGUUCAAAUGCCCCGAGAGAUGAUUUUAACGCCGCCAGGUAA